Gekko japonicus is the source of this 1028-nucleotide messenger RNA. It is a transcript of the gene DHFR, whose product is annotated as dihydrofolate reductase. The transcript is spliced from 6 exons. Gene Ontology annotation, biological process: folic acid metabolic process; tetrahydrofolate biosynthetic process; dihydrofolate metabolic process. Gene Ontology annotation, cellular component: mitochondrion. The record is from RefSeq and is a predicted model, not a curated record. Gene Ontology annotation, molecular function: dihydrofolate reductase activity; NADP binding. The coding region runs from base 9 to 584 and encodes 191 amino acids. NCBI's taxonomy places the organism in Eukaryota, Metazoa, Chordata, Lepidosauria, Squamata, Gekkonidae.
AAGCAGUUAUGGUUCGCACGUUCAGUUCCAUUGCUGCUGUGUCCGAGAACAUGGGUAUUGGGAAGAACGGACAGCUUCCGUGGCCCCCACUCAAGAAUGAGUUUGCAUAUUUUCAGAAAAUGACCAGAACUACUACACAGAAAGGAAAACAAAACGUAGUGAUAAUGGGUAGGAAGAGUUGGUUCUCCAUUCCUGAAAAAAGUCGGCCUUUAAAAGGCAGAAUUAAUAUAGUGCUCAGCAAACAACUGAAGGAAACGCCUGAAGGAGCUCACUUUUUGGCUAGAACUCUAGAUGAAGCACUAGAUCUCCUAGAAUUACCAGAGUUGGCAAAACUGAUAGACAUGGUUUGGAUUAUUGGAGGCAGUUCGGUAUAUAAGGAAGCAAUGGAGAAGCCACUUCAUCAGCUGCUGUUCCUGACAAGGAUCUUCCAGUACUUUGAAAGUGAUACAUUUUUUCCAGAAAUUGAUUUAAACCAAUUCAAGCUUCUGCAAGGAUACCCAGGUGUGCCUGAUGGUAUUCAGGAAGAGAGUGGCAUCCAGUAUAAGUUUGAAGUGUAUGAAAAGACCAUCUGUGGAGACAUAUGAAGUCUGAUUCCGUAGUGCAUUUUACAGAAUGGUCACAGUUACACAGAAAUAAGCUCUACUGAAGCAAAGCAGACUUGCUACCAAACAUAGACUUGAGUUAUGAAACAAGUUCUCUCUCAAGCACACUGAUCAUCUCUCUCUCUCUUUCCACCCCUUCCUCCUUCCAGGCUAAUGUAACUGCUCUUGGUGGUGAUGCUUCAUUGCCACACGUGCAGCAAAACAGUGUUUGGAAACAGCUAUGUCAAGAUGGGUUUUGACAAUGUGAGCAUUCCAAACUUUCAGUGAAAAAUACAUUCCAUUAUUGUAGACUUUGUCUUGAUCCUUUUUUCAUUAAGAUACUGAAUGCUGAAUUUAACCCACUUCCUAUUAUAUCAGGCCCAUAACUAGUUUUUUUUUUCAGGGGGCUUUAAAUUAUUUAAGGGGGCUUGGGUCUGACAUCCUCCA